CGGAUAACAUAACCCUGUAAAACCAAACCACUAGGCUAAGGGAGGAGAGAAGAGAAGAGAAGAGAUAGAGGCGUGUUUGGGUGACAACAAUGGCGACUUCUUCGAUUUCAGCUGCUUUAUUUUCUCCUCUUACAAUUCGUAAUACAUCUUCUUCUUCAACCAAACUUGACUUUACCUCUCCUUCUCUCUUAAACCUCAGAAGAACCCUAACUCUUACUCAACAAUCAUCCACCUUCUCCAACUCCUCUAAUUUCACUACUUUUGCUGCUCCUGAAACUUUGGAGGCUGUCGAAACUUCCCCAGAUUCAUUUCAGGAUGGUUCUGAGACUUCCACUCUCAGCAUUGGUACUGACUCUGAUCAGAUGGCUCCAAAGCAGAAGAUAAGAAUUAAGCUGAGGUCCUACUGGGUCCCCUUGAUAGAAGACUCCUGCAAGCAGAUAAUGGAUGCUGCAAGGACGACAAAUGCAAAAACAAUGGGGCCUGUACCAUUACCAACAAAGAAGAGGAUAUAUUGUGUACUCAAAUCACCCCAUGUGCACAAGGAUGCCCGAUUCCACUUUGAAAUCCGAACUCAUCAGCGCCUUAUUGACAUAUUGUACCCAACUGCCCAGACAAUUGACUCGUUGAUGCAACUUGAUCUCCCUGCAGGUGUCGAUGUGGAAGUUAAGCUCUGAAGAUCUUGGGACCUGUAAAAAUUGCUAGAUUUCAGUGGUUGCAGAUGAAGAUCAAAAAGCCUGUCUCGAUGGAUUUUUUUGUGUUAAAAAUUUGCAGAAUUAAGUUAGCUUUGUUAAUUUUUCCAGCGUUUGUAAGCUUUAUUUUCCACCAAAAAAAUAUGCAAGCUGUAUAAUUGCUUAUAUUCCUGUAAAAACUGCUAGUUCAAUGAAAAUAGGGGAAGUGUUGCCACCAAAAGGUUCAGUUCAGAUGCACUUUGGUACAUUUUUCUGUACGAUAAGGGCUCCUGUUUGAAUAGUAGCUACUUGCUAAAGAAGUAUUUUUGCUACAUGGUCAA
This is a messenger RNA of Chenopodium quinoa (quinoa), 1009 nucleotides long. Its product is annotated as 30S ribosomal protein S10 alpha, chloroplastic-like. Lineage: Eukaryota; Viridiplantae; Streptophyta; Magnoliopsida; Caryophyllales; Amaranthaceae. The record is from RefSeq and is a predicted model, not a curated record. Gene Ontology annotation, cellular component: small ribosomal subunit; mitochondrion; ribosome. Gene Ontology annotation, molecular function: structural constituent of ribosome; RNA binding. Gene Ontology annotation, biological process: translation. The coding region runs from base 90 to 674 and encodes 194 amino acids. The transcript is spliced from 4 exons.